Camelina sativa (false flax) is the source of this 595-nucleotide messenger RNA. The record is from RefSeq and is a predicted model, not a curated record. Lineage: Eukaryota; Viridiplantae; Streptophyta; Magnoliopsida; Brassicales; Brassicaceae.
UGAAAGAGUUGGAAAGAGAGAAGGAUGAUGGUUUGUAAGAGUUUGCUUAUCGUUCUCUUAAUUGUGUCUCUCUUUGGUCUUCACCAAUGUCACGAGCCCGAUCCCGACCGUCACGAGCCGUAUCCCAACCGCCACGAGCCGGAUCCCGACCGCUACGAGCCGGAUCCCGACCGUCACGAACCGGAUCCUGACCGCUACGAGCCGGAUCCCGACCGUCACGAACCGGAUCCCGAUCGUCACGAGCCGGAUCCCGAUCGUCACGAGCCGAAUCCCGAUCAUCCAAAGGGAAUAGAAAGAUGUUUCCAUAAAUAUAUGGGAGAAUCAUGGCAACUCGAGUAUUUAUGUUGUAUAAAAAAACCUUCCAUAUGCACUCCUGUCAGCUUUCCUGAAGAUUGCAUUAAGUGCCCGUCGCUUACAAAAGAUGAAACACCUUCUCCUUCCGUCGAUGCAACAUUGCCUCAUAUGUAAAAUGUUCAUUGAUUGAUGAUGUUAUUUUAUAAAAAAAAAUCAUUAGAUAAAGUUUCGUGUAUCAUGCAGAAUUUUAGUCUGAUAUUUAAAUAAAAAUAUCUGAGAAAUUUUUUCAGAUUUUUAUAUA